AUGGAUUUCGUCAUUGGAGGCCUGGCAGCCGGGGGAGCGUCGAUAUUCAGCAACCCCUUCGACGUGAUGAAGACCCGCAUGCAGCUGCAGGGCGAGCUGAAGGCCCGCGGCCAUCACCAGGUCAUCUACAGGAACGCCCUGCACGCCGGCUACCUCAUAGCCAAGAACGAAGGCUUCAGGGGCCUGCAGAAGGGCCUCGGCACGGCGCUGAUGAUGCACUUCGUCAGAAACAGCACGAGAUUAGGUCUGUACCAGUGGUUUCACAAAAACGGUUAUUUAACCGACGAUAACGGUAAAACUAUAUUUUACAAAAGCGCUGUAGUGAGCGCUGCUACGGGAGCUGCUGGCGCCUUCUUGGGCAGCCCGUUGUUCUUGAUAAAAACCCAAUUGCAAUCGCAAGCGGCCGAGCAAAUCUCAGUGGGCACCCAACACCGCCACAAAGGACUCUACGCCGCUUUUAGAACCAUCCACGAUAAAGAAGGAAUCGUGGGGUUGUGGAGAGGCGGCGUGGCGACUUGCAUGAGAGCUGUGGUGGGUUCUUCGGCCCAAUUGACUUCAUUCGCCAUUAGCAAAGACGUGCUAAGGGAGUACGAUGUAUUCCUGCGCUAUCCGAUCGUAGGUUCCUUCGUUGCGAGCUUUAUAGGCGGCAUUUUCCAGUGCCUGAUGAUGAACCCGUUCGAUUUGGUGUCAAUCCGGCUGUAUAACCAAGGAGUGGAUAAAAAUGGUAAAGGAGUGCUUUACAACGGCAUAGUGGACGCGUUUAUUAAAAUCGGCAGGAAGGAAGGUUUUAGAGGGUUUUACAAAGGCGUCACAGCCAGUUAUCUGAGAUUGGCUCCUCACGGUACUUUGUGUUUGGUGUUUUGGGACAUUUUGAAGGGUUUCCAAGAGAAAUACUUCGAUAGAUCGAAACGAUCGCUUCACGCCAGUUGA
This is a messenger RNA of Phyllotreta striolata, 930 nucleotides long. The record is from the annotation of a GenBank genome assembly. Lineage: Eukaryota; Metazoa; Arthropoda; Insecta; Coleoptera; Chrysomelidae.